AUGGAGAAGAUUGUCCGCACAGUGUAUCGGCAGAUUUACAAGAAAGCCUACAAAGUAGAGAGAGAUAUCGCCAUGCGCUCCGUGUUAACAUGUUCUCCGCAGCGAGUGUACGAUCACCGCCGCGGUGACUGGGUCUCCAUUGAUGUGGCAAAGCAGGCGGGAUGGCCAGAGUCGCGUGUAUUUCUGGACAACUUUAUACGCAGACUGAAUAGUGGGAGGGAAUUCUUUAUCCCAAUGGAAGAAGAGAAUUCUGCAAAGAACAACAACUCCAAAGCCCCCAAGAAGAAUACUCCUACAACUACAACUACAACUACCAGCAGCGGCAGUAGUACUAGUAGUAGGAGUAGUAGCAGUGGUAGUAGUAACAGUGGAGGUAAUAGUGAUAGUGAUGGUGCUAUCAAGCGUGCUGAAAGCAAGAGUAAUACAGAUGUUGGUAGUAAAGGAACUGGAAAUACUUCAAUGCCAUUAGGACUUUUACAGACACUUCGAGAAUCUUUUGAAAGUACACCUUUUACAGUAACUCAACUGAACAGGGCUUUCGCAGUACUUAAAGAACUUGCAUAUGUGACAGAUAUGGCGGAAAAACACUCCAGCAGUGUGGUCCCACCACCUGAAUUGGCUGCAACUAUGCCAAAACCCAAACUAACAGUGGUAAGUAAGGUGGAAGAAAUGCAUCAUCUCUCUCUCACAAAAGGACUAUCAGAUGCAUUGGAACAAGUGGGUAUGGAAGAGAAAGAUAUGGGCAUUUCAACAGGAGAUGUAACAUUGGAAAAAGAAACCAUCGAAGGUGGGGAAGAAUCACAGAGUAGUAGUAGCAGUAAAACUCCUAGUAAGACACCUUUUGAAACUCCUAAAACAGUACAAUUGUUGUUGGCACAUCCUCAAUUAUAUGAUUUCUUUCGCUAUACUGUUAUGAUUGUGGUUCGUGCCACCCCUAAUGAAUCAGCGGCAUUUGUUUUGAACAAACCUUUAGAGAAUGAGGAAGGUAUGUUAAUGCCAGUAAGUGCGACGAUUCGUUUAAAUCAUGUACAUCCUAUUCUGGGUAAACACCUCAGUAAUCACACUGUUAUGAUUGGAGGACCGGUCAGUCGUGGUUCUUUUGACUCCAGUAUAUUACUACUACACCGUAUUCCUGACGUGGAUGAUGCCAUUCCCCUCUCUCGUUCACUUUGGGUGGAUGGAAACUAUGAUGUACUGCAGAAGAAGAUUGAAGAUGGCACAGCUGACCCAAAUGAUAUUAUGGUGAUUUGCGGUUUUAGUGGAUGGGGAGUGCAGCAACUGCCUGGUGAGGUGAACUCUGGCACAUGGAUAGUCGCCCGUGGUAACAGUGAUGAUCCCGCUAUGGAUGAUUUCGUCUUUGCUCUCGCCCGACACGCCGGUACAUUACCACCAACACCCAAAGAAGGAAAAACAACAGGAAUAACAUCAGAAGUCUCAUCAUCAUCAUCAUCAGACACUGCAGGAAUGCAGAGAACGACUGGAAUGCUUGCAGAGGCGAAUCGCAAGCGUACGGCUGCUGCAUGGGCAUGGGCGUACAGUGCGCUUGGUGCGCCAUACUCUGAUCUUGCUCGAAAUCAAAAACCGUUAUUGCAGGACCCACCAGAGAAAUAG
Molecule: messenger RNA, 1611 nt
Organism: Trypanosoma theileri
Lineage: Eukaryota; Euglenozoa; Kinetoplastea; Trypanosomatida; Trypanosomatidae
Exons: 1
Coding region: 1-1611 (536 amino acids)
Cellular component (GO): cytosol
Source: RefSeq, a predicted model, not a curated record